AUGGCGUCAAAUAUCUUUGAGCUUCCAGACGAGGCAGUCUUGGGUCCUCUGCUUCGUCAAUUUCCUGGCAGGGAUUCCCAAAUACGAUCGCUUGCCUCUUUACUCCAUACAGACGCCGCGCCUUGUCGAAACCUUGUCAUACACGGCUCCGAAGCGACGGGAAAAUCCAGCGUCACGACCCAGCUGCUUGCACGAUUAGCACAAGACGAUAGCACAGAUAAUAGCGCCGCGAGUAGUCGUGCUCCCGCGCUCGUUUACGCAAUUGUUGACGUUGCCCGAUGCAUUUCUGCGCGUCACUUCUUCGAGGGUAUCAUGGUUGCAGUAACCAAUGCACUCAGCGCAUGGGAUGGCACCGAGGACAGCGACAAUUCGCCGCAACGAUGCGAGACGUUAGCCCAGCUUGCGGCCUCGCUGAGCUCCAUAUUCGACCAGCCCCGGGUAAAAAAUAAUUUAAAGCAUUUUGUGCUGGUAUUAGAUGGUAUGGAUAAGCAAAGGGACGCGCCUCCGACUUUGAUGCCGGCGUUGGCGAGGUUAUGUGAAACUGUAAGUUGGAACUAUUCGAGUCAUGAAAAUGACAUGGCAAGCGAGCAGCCACUAAUAAGAAACUGGCAGAUUUCAUUCCUUACGUGCGUUUUUAUCGUUACAACUCCACCAGCUGGGUUUCUUCGAGCCUGUCCAACUUCGUACCUCUACUUACCUCCAUAUAACAAAUCCGAAUUGAUGGAGAUUCUAUCAAAAGAGCCUCCAUCUCAUACUCAUAAAACGACAAGCGCGGCCGAGGAUGCACAAGAAUCAACAUUCGAUCCGAACGAAGCAAAUCUAUGGACAAAGUUUUGUGCUGCAGUCUAUGAUUCUCUUGCUCAGUCCGCUGGACGGUCGUUGCCUUCUUUCAGAAACAGCUGCCAUACUCUUUGGCCGCGGUUUAUAGCGCCCAUUGUUGCCGGAACAAACACGCCACACCAGUUCUCGAAGCUGCUCAUUGCUGCCAGACCCCUUUUUCAGGAUGAGGCCUUCCUAAAUCCCAAGAUUAUCUCGUCCCGAGUCUCAACAUCUAAAACAAGCAUCGGGAAUGGCAAGCAGCCUUCAAGUCGAUACUUCGAAUCAUCACUGACAUCAACUAUCUCAACCUCACAACCUCUCGCGGGACUGACAGCCUUGCUACCGACUACCGCUCGAGUACUCUUGCUCUCAGCCUAUAUCGCCUCUCAUAACACUGUCCGCCAUGAUUUAACAAUAUUCUCCACCCAUUACAGCGGUCGCAAGCGCCGGCGUGCCGGUCCCAACUCCUCACGGGCCAAUCAUCGAAAUAAACAGCGUAAGAUAUCUCGUAAAUUACUUGGAGCGCAUGCAUUUCUCUUAGAACGCUUGUUAGCGAUAUUCGAGGCAGUACGAACAGAAUGGAUCCCACUGGCUGUCUCGUCAGGCAUAGAUGGCGAUAUCGGUAUGGGCUUGGCCACCCUAGCCAGUCUAAGACUACUUAUACGAGUGGGGACCGGAGAUAUCAUGGACAGGUCUGGUAAGUGGAGGAUAAAUAUCGGAUGGGAGAUUAUACGCGGCAUAGGGAGAGGUAUCGGGGUCAAUAUCGAAGAAUGGCUCGUGGAAUGA
Trichoderma atroviride IMI 206040 is the source of this 1605-nucleotide messenger RNA. NCBI's taxonomy places the organism in Eukaryota, Fungi, Ascomycota, Sordariomycetes, Hypocreales, Hypocreaceae. The record is from RefSeq and is a predicted model, not a curated record.